AUACCUCAACUAGACACAUCCACCUGAUACACAACCAUUUUGCUGAUAAUUUUAGCUAUUUUCUGUAUCUUCCAAUUAAAAAUAAUUAAACAUCUCUAUAUGAAUGUGCCUUUGAUUUUAAAUCAAGAACUAUUUAUUAAGCAUCAGACCCCAUGACACUCUAAAUGAACGAAAAUUUAUUUGCCCCCUUCAUUACUCCUACAGUCCUAG
Ornithorhynchus anatinus (platypus) is the source of this 210-nucleotide messenger RNA. The record is from the annotation of a RefSeq genome assembly. NCBI's taxonomy places the organism in Eukaryota, Metazoa, Chordata, Mammalia, Monotremata, Ornithorhynchidae.